Molecule: messenger RNA, 752 nt
Organism: Aspergillus wentii DTO 134E9
Lineage: Eukaryota; Fungi; Ascomycota; Eurotiomycetes; Eurotiales; Aspergillaceae
Exons: 1
Coding region: 345-587 (80 amino acids)
Source: RefSeq, a predicted model, not a curated record
GCCUUUGGUAUCAUGUGUUUUUGAGGUUAAUUAUCACAUGCUCACUAACUUGAGAUUAUAAUUCGAAGGACCUCUAUACCUCCCAGCUCAGCGAUGAAUCUGGGAUGAAGAACAACAGCUCCGAAGCAGAUACGUUUCAUUCGAUCUCAAUGCUCAGGUUCAAGCCAGAGAAGAAGCUGCUACAAACAAUGAUGGCGCCAACGUCUCGAUACUGGCAAAAGGCAAUUUUAACAAGGUAUCUUUCAUUAUCAUGAGAGAUGGACUGGAGUUAGUUGUUAAGAGCCCAAAUCCAAAUGCUGGACCUGACCACUAUACAACGGCGUCGGAGGUGGCGACAAUGCAAUAUGUACAAGACCAAAACAUACCGUCAAAACAUCUCGGUCAGACUAACAUCUUCUAAAGCAAGGGAAAAUCUCAAAAUCCCUGUUCCUAGAAUCCUCGCCUACUGCUCUCGGGCUAUCGGAAGGAAGCUUGGCUCAGAGUAUAUCGUCAUGGAGAGGGGUCCAAGCAUCGAGCUUGGUCGUGUGUGGGAAACUCUCAAGCCGCGGGACAAAUUACCUAUCGUGAAGCAAAUUGGUUCAAUCUAGCCUUCCAAAGAAUGUCGAAGACUUGAAUGCCCAAGACAAAAAGGCUGCUGGGGAUUCGUUUCUUGCAGGCGCUCCGGCUUUAUUACGAGACAUCAAUUGGGGUUCUAAUUUGUCGGCGCAGCUAUCUGGACGUUGACGUCAAUGGUGCCAGUUAUUGUGCCACUC